Molecule: messenger RNA, 2430 nt
Organism: Saccharomyces kudriavzevii IFO 1802
Lineage: Eukaryota; Fungi; Ascomycota; Saccharomycetes; Saccharomycetales; Saccharomycetaceae
Gene: GLN4
Product: glutamine--tRNA ligase
Exons: 1
Coding region: 1-2430 (809 amino acids)
Biological process (GO): glutaminyl-tRNA aminoacylation; translation
Cellular component (GO): cytosol; cytoplasm
Molecular function (GO): ATP binding; glutamine-tRNA ligase activity
Source: RefSeq, a predicted model, not a curated record
AUGUCGUCUGUGGAAGAAUUGACUAAACUGUUUUCACAGAUUGGGUUUGAAGAUAACAAAAUCAAGGAGAUUGUCAAAAAUAAAAAGGUUUCCGAUUCUCUUUACGAAUUAAUAAAGAACACACCCUCCGAUAAUCGAUGGGAUAAAUCCAGCAGAGCGUUAGUACACAACUUAGCUUCCUUCAUCAAAGGUGCAGAUCUUCCCAAGUCUGAAUUGAUUGUUGACGGUAUCAUCAACGGUGACUUGAAGACAUCUUUGCAAGUCGAUGCCGCAUUCAAAUAUGUGAAGGUUAACGGCGACGCAUCCACCAAGGAGGGCAUGAACGAAAACUCUGGUGUGGGUAUUGAGAUCACUGAGGAUCAAGUCAGGAAUUACGUCAUGCAAUACGUUCAGGAAAAUAAAGAAAGAAUUUUAAAAGAACGUUAUAAGUUAGUACCAGGCAUUUUUGCUGAUGUUAAAAACUUGAAGGAGCUAAAAUGGGCCGAUCCACGUAGUUUUAAGCCGAUCAUCGACCAAGAAAUUUUGAAGCUCCUAGGCCCAAAGGAUGAGAGAGACCUGGUCAAAAAAAAGACUAAAAACAACGAAAAGAAAAAAGCCACUCCUGCCAAGAAAAGUCCUGAUAGUCCCACCUUAUCCGACCCAAAGAGAACCAUGUUCAAUGAAGGUUUCUUGAAGGAUUUACAUAAAGUUGGCGAAAACCCACAAGCUUAUCCAGAGCUAAUGAAAAAACAUCUCGAGGUCACUGGCGGUAAAGUUCGCACCAGAUUCCCGCCGGAACCAAAUGGAUAUUUGCAUAUUGGUCAUUCCAAAGCUAUCAUGGUCAACUUUGGCUAUGCCAGAUAUCACAAUGGUACCUGCUACUUGAGAUUCGACGAUACUAACCCCGAAAAAGAAGCUCCCGAAUAUUUCGAAUCUAUAAAGAGAAUGGUCUCUUGGUUAGGCUUUAAGCCAUGGAAAAUUACUUACUCCAGUGAUUAUUUUGAUGAACUAUACGGACUGGCUGAAGUAUUGAUCAAUAACGGCAAGGGUUAUGUCUGUCAUUGUACUGGUGAAGAAAUCAAAAGAAGCCGUGGUAUCAAAGAAGAUGGUACCCCAGGUGGAGAAAGAUUUGCCUGUAAGCAUCGUGAUCAAUCGAUAGAACUAAACUUGAAAGAGUUCAGAGAUAUGCGGGAUGGCAAAUACAAACCUGGUGAAGCUAUAUUAAGAAUGAAACAGGAUCUAAGUUCACCAAGUCCACAGAUGUGGGAUUUGAUUGCUUAUCGAGUCUUGAAUGCUCCACACCCAAGAACCGGUACUAAGUGGAAAAUUUACCCCACUUAUGAUUUUACCCAUUGUUUGGUGGAUUCCAUGGAAAACAUUACACAUUCUUUAUGCACCACCGAAUUUUACCUAUCCAGAGAAAGUUACGAAUGGUUGUGUGACCAGGUUCAUGUGUUUAGGCCGGCUCAAAGGGAAUAUGGUCGUUUGAAUAUUACUGGUACUGUCCUGUCUAAAAGAAAAAUUGCUCAACUAGUGGAUGAAAAAUUUGUCAGAGGAUGGGAUGAUCCAAGAUUAUUCACUCUUGAAGCUAUCCGUAGACGUGGUGUCCCACCUGGAGCUAUUUUAUCUUUUAUAAACACUUUGGGUGUCACAACAAGUACAACAAACAUUCAAGUUAUUAGAUUUGAGAGUGCAGUUAGGAAGUAUUUAGAGGAUACUACACCAAGAUUAAUGUUUGUGUUGGAUCCUAUUGAAGUGGUGGUGGAUAACUUACCUGAUGAUUACGAAGAAUUGGCAAUUAUUCCAUUCAGACCUGGUACUUCAGAAUUUGGCGAAAGAACCGUGCCAUUCACUAACAAAUUCUACAUCGAAAGGUCAGAUUUCUCAGAAAAUGUUGAUGAUAAGGAAUUCUUCAGAUUAACUCCAAAACAACCAGUAGGUUUAAUCAAGGUUUCGCACACAGUUUCCUUCAAGAACUUAGAAAAAGAUGAAAGUGGUAAAAUUACAAGAAUCCACGUUAGCUAUGAUAACAAGGUCGAGGAAGGUAUAAAGUCGAAGAAACCAAAAACCUAUAUCCAAUGGGUCCCAGUUUCUUCUAAAUACAAUUCACCAUUGAGAGUUGCUGAAACGAGAAUUUACAAUCAAUUGUUCAAAUCUGAAAAUCCAUCCUCUCAUUCUGAAGGCUUCUUGAAGGAUAUUAAUCAAGAAAGUGAGGUCGUAUAUAAAGAAUCGGUCAUGGAGCACAACUUUGGCCACGUUAUUAAAAAUAGUCCAUGGGUCGUUGAUUCUGUAAAAAAUUCAGAAUUUUAUGUUGAAGAAGAUAAAGAAUCUAAGGAAGUUUGUAGAUUUCAAGCUAUGAGAGUGGGCUAUUUCACUUUGGAUAAAGAGAGUUCGAAUGAUAAGGUUAUCUUGAAUAGAAUUGUUAGUUUGAAGGAUUCUGCUUCCAAGUAA